Daucus carota subsp. sativus is the source of this 1464-nucleotide messenger RNA. Its product is annotated as probable protein phosphatase 2C 9. Gene Ontology annotation, molecular function: protein serine/threonine phosphatase activity. Bases 436 to 1260 code for a protein of 274 amino acids. NCBI's taxonomy places the organism in Eukaryota, Viridiplantae, Streptophyta, Magnoliopsida, Apiales, Apiaceae. Gene Ontology annotation, biological process: peptidyl-threonine dephosphorylation. The record is from RefSeq and is a predicted model, not a curated record. The transcript is spliced from 6 exons.
AUAAUCAAACAUUAAAAAUAAAGUCAACCAGAAUCUCCCAAAGUCAACUCCAACGACUCUUUCAUUUUUAACCAUCUUGUCCAUACAUUUUCUGAAUCUUCUCUUGUAAUUCUCUCUGGUAUUUACAGUGUUUAUAUACACACCACGUAUCUCCAUCAUUCUUGACAGUUGUCAGCUCCUACUAUUUUCUUUAUUUUUUAUUUUUUUUAUUUGGUUCUUGAUGUAUAUCUUGUGAGCUAGUGUCAAAUCAAGUGAGUUCAGCAAUCAGCCGUUUUACAGCGGUUUUUGCGGGCUCUGAGUCGGGUUUUUUAAGUUGGUGAAUUGGGGGAUUUCUGGAGGUGGGUUCUUGGUGGAAGGUGAUUUGGGGAAGGCCCAAGUGGUUGAUGUUGAGGAUUAAUCGAAAAGGUGCAAGCUUUGAGCUGAAAGAUUGUUUUGAUGGCUUGUUUUAAGUGUGCUGGAGGCCAGUCAGCCAUUGAUUCCGGUAAAGGAAAAAGUCGUGCCGGUCAAAUUAAAUAUGGGUACAGCCUAGUAAAAGGGCAUGCCGCUCAUUCCAUGGAGGAUUAUCAUGUUGCUAAGUUUGUGAAGGUAGGCGAGCAUGAGCUUGGGAUGUUUGCUAUUUACGAUGGUCAUAUGGGGGAUGGUGUUCCGGCUUAUCUACAGAAGCACUUGCUCGGCAAUAUUAUAAAGGAGGAAGAAUUUUGGACUGACCCUAUGAGAUCAAUAAAAAGUGCCUAUGAGAAGACAGACCAAGCAAUCCUUGCCAAUAGUUCCAACUUGGGCCGUGGUGGUUCUACUGCUGUUACAGCGAUUGUGAUAGAUGGCCGGAGGUUGUGGGUGGCCAACGUAGGAGAUUCACGAGCUGUUCUUUCAAAGGGGGGUAAGGCAAUACCUAUGACUGUUGACCAUGAACCUAACACAGAACGUGGCAGCAUUGAGAAUAAAGGAGGUUUUGUUUCAAACUUGCCAGGUGAUGUUCCUAGAGUAAAUGGGCAGCUUGCAGUUUCUCGGGCUUUUGGUGACAAAAGUCUUAAAACACAUCUGCGAUCUGAUCCUGACAUUCAAGAUGCUGUUAUCGGACGUGAUGUUGAUGUUCUUAUUCUGGCAAGUGACGGUGUGUGGAAGGUUAUGACAAAUGAAGAGGCAGUUGACAUUGCAACAAAAAUGAAAAACCCGCAGAAGGCAGCUAAGCAAUUAGCAGAAGAAGCUCUGAAGAGAGAGAGUAAAGAUGACAUCUCGUGUGUCGUCGUCAGGUUUCAUUAAGAAACCAUCUUAAUAUCCAUUGCAUCUGUUCUGCUGCAGAAACCAGGCGCCUAAGUUUCUCGCUUUAGAUAUGCAUGUUUAUAAUAGUAGCUAAACUUAAACUGUUCCCAGUUUGGUUCACCUUUUACCGUUACUACAGAGAUUUGCUAAAUUGUCAUGUAAACACAAAAGAGUCGAAGACAGUACCCUCAGUCCGUUUGUUCA